GAGGCUGCGGGAGGGAGAGCGCGAUGGGCCGCGGCGGUGGGCGCACUCUCUACGGGGACUCAUGCCACGCGCGUCCCGCUCCGGCGCGCAAUUAGCAGCCACCUCCGCAGCCCACCGCCACCACCUCCUCGCUCUCCAGGGCGGCCGCGGCGAAGAGCUGCAACCGUCGCCUCGCAGAGGCUGCCGGCAUUGUCCUCCCGGUCCGCCGCCAAGGCUACCGCUGCCGCCGCGGGCUGCUGCGGGGCCCCGGACCCGCGCCCCAGGGACGCGCCGCCGCCUUCGCCGGCCCGGCUCCCGGCCGCCGUUUGGUGAUUUCUGCGCCUUGCGCUCCCUAGCCACUCUCUCCUAGGUUUUUCUUGCAAGGCUGAGGAAGAGGAGAAGUCGUCCAGCCGCCAAGCCCAGGCUUUCUCCGGCGCGCAGCCCCGACGGGGCCGCGGCAGGCGCGGCGAGAGCGCCGACGGAGCCAUGAGAGAGUACAAAGUGGUGGUGCUGGGCUCGGGCGGCGUGGGCAAGUCCGCGCUCACCGUGCAGUUCGUGACCGGCUCCUUCAUCGAGAAGUACGACCCCACCAUCGAGGACUUCUACCGCAAGGAGAUUGAGGUGGACUCGUCGCCGUCGGUGCUGGAGAUCCUGGACACGGCGGGCACCGAGCAGUUCGCGUCCAUGCGGGACCUGUACAUCAAGAACGGCCAGGGCUUCAUCCUUGUCUAUAGCCUCGUCAACCAGCAGAGCUUCCAGGACAUCAAGCCCAUGCGGGACCAGAUCAUCCGCGUGAAGCGGUACGAGCGUGUGCCCAUGAUCCUGGUGGGUAACAAGGUGGACCUGGAGGGCGAGCGAGAGGUCUCGUACGGCGAGGGCAAGGCCCUGGCCGAGGAGUGGAGCUGCCCCUUCAUGGAGACGUCGGCCAAAAACAAAGCCUCCGUGGACGAGCUGUUCGCAGAGAUUGUGCGGCAGAUGAACUACGCGGCUCAGCCCAACGGCGACGAGGGCUGCUGCUCGGCCUGCGUGAUCCUCUGAGGCGCCCGCGGCUGCCGCGCGCCGGCCGCGCUCUGCGCACAAAAGCCAAACGCACCCGACUCUAAAUGUGAUUUCUCUUCUUGCUUUGAGAUUGGAGACGACUUUGCAUUGGCCGGGGUGUCCCGGGAGCCCGGCUGGCCUCCGCGGCCAGCGUCCCCUGCCUCCGCCCCGUGUCCGAAGGGGUGCCCCGUCCUCACCAUCCGAGACCCGGUGGAAAUGUGGCUCUUGGAAUCAUGUACGUUUCUCAUUGAUUUUGGUUGACGCAUAUUUCCCCGUUUAAAUAGCCGUUAGGGCGAUGUAUUGGCAGCUUGACACCGGCAAGCGAAAGUUUCAGCCUGGAAAAAAAAAAUGGGGUGGGGAGGAAGAGUACGGGGAGAAGGUGGAAAGGGAGGGGGGAUUUUUGUUUGUUUGUUUUUUCCCCCAACAACCUUUUCUAGUUCCAAGUUUUAAAUACAUGGAAGGAAGUCCGAGAGAACCAAAUGAAGGAGCAGGAGGAAGGGAAGAAACUUUUGUUUUUUCCUUGUUUUCCAGGAGUAGCUGGAAAUUAAGAUCGGGUUCCUUUUCUGCCAGCUUGGAAGGGCAACCCUGUGACUGAUUGUGAUUUUAAGGAUGUCUAUGCAAAGUUGGAUUCUUGUUACAGUGUAUCCAAUCUGAAGUAUGCACAUCUGAACUGGGACUGUAAACACUGAUGCCAAUACAGUGUGGAGUGCCAGAAAGUGUCUGCUGAUAUUUGUGGAAAAAAAAAUCUAUUUUGUUUACCUACUGUAUCAAAGGGGAGUCUGGGGGAGAACGGUAGUAUUUUUUUUUUUAAUCAGCUGUGAAAAAAAUGUUACAGAUCUGCACAUUUUUGUGUGUACUAUUGUGUGUGUGUUUUUUUUUUUUUUUAAGUUUAGCCUUUUGUUCUUUUUGGUUGGCAGUGACAGGUUUUGAUGACUAGCUCUUUAAAAUACAGUACAAAGACUUCAAAAAUGUGAUUCAGGGCCCCCAGCACCCCUGUGUCUGCAGAGUGCCUUCAAAACUCAGCUGUUCCAGCCGGUGCCAACCUGUGAACUUCCCACCAUAUCCCAGAAUCUGCUAUUCCCCAGACCACUUCCUAGUUUCCUUUCUGUAAUCUUCCUGAAGGAGCCAGGACAAUAGGGCCUGUUGUUUGGUGAAUUUCUUUAUUAUUUCCAGCCUUUAAAAUGUAAUUUCCAUGUCUUGCAAUGGGUUGUUUUUUUUCCCCUUCUUUCUUAUUUUGCUUCAUUUUGUUCAAAUGUUCAGGUAUUUAGCUCCCCUUUUAUAUUAUUUUUUUUUUAAUUUUGGUUAUCUGUUCUAGGGUGUUCCUCCAGAAGCAAAGAGCAAAAUUUUACUGUUGUGAUGUACCAAGAGAAUUCUAACUAAUUGUAAUUUUUAAUUCCAGACACGCGUUUAAUCAUUGUCUCUUCAUUUUAAGACUUUUAAUACAAAUGUCAUUUUUAAAGAAACAAACCCGAAACUAUUGUUUGUGUUUCUGUGUUUCAUAUUCAGUGAUUUAAUAUAGUACCCUGGCUGAGGUGGAUAGGGGCAGGUGCAUGAUGCCCCCAACAGAAAUACCUCAGUGGCAAGUUGGGUGACAUUACUUCCAACUCCUUAAAUACGGAAAAAAAUCAUAAAGGUCUAGGAAGCCCUGGGGGGGUAUGGCCAUUAUCAGGUGACUACAAGAUAAGCUGGAUAUUGAAUCUGUUGUGCUGACAGGGAGUAGUUUACCUCACUGUGGGUAGAGAAGGGGAGAAACCAACUGCUAAUACUGCCUUAGAAUUGGUAAAGUCUCCAAUCACCUGGCCAGGUAGGGCAGCACUUUUAACUUUUCUUUUCUUUCUUUCUUUUUUUCGUUCGUUCGUUCUUUCUUUCUUUCUUUUUUUAAUGUUUUGUUUAAUUACAUCACAUACCAAGUCAAAAAUAUGUUUGAGGAAGAUGAUUUCCAAUCCUGAAGUCGUACCUAGUAGUAUUUUCUACAGUACAUUUAUAUGCAGACAGUAUCUUAAUACUUGAGGUUUUGAUUUGAAAAUAGAUCAUUAUAUUAAAAAAGAGAAAAAACUUAAGAUAAACCCCCUACUCCCCUUAAACUGCAAUUUGUGGACCAUUUUGACCUCAUGAAAUUUUCCUCCUAACAGUAGGAGGCAGUGUGAGCUUCUUCUAUUUUAUUUCAGUUAAGGGCCGCUUUACUAAUAUAACCUCUGUAGAAUAAAGAAAGUAUAUGACUACACAUCAAGAACACGUGAUACACCUUAGCUGUGUGAAGUGUAGGUGAAGUCUUCUGCUGGGAAAGCCAAAAGAAGUUACAGGCCACAGGCAUCUCUAAAGCUGUAUUAACAUCUUGCCUUAAAAUGUGUCCUUUGCCCAGGUGACCUUCAUUCUUCCAGCUUGGAGGAGGAAUAGAGAAUUGGCCUGUGACAGUCAUGUGGCCAUUUUUUUUUUUCAUUCUUGAUCUCACAUAAGCUUAGAAUCACUCAGUUGAAAGGCAGUAUGUAUAGGAUAAAUUAGAAAUUAAGAGAACUCAAAAUUUAUGUCUUCGCAAAUACUAAGUCUUGCAUUUGAGUACAUUUCGGUAGAUCUAAAGUGUUGAAAAUUCUGAAGAGCCAUGCCAAGUACUAUGUGAAGGAUUUUUUUAAAAAGGCACUUGGUGACUGUUUCUUACAACUUUGUUGUGUUUUUGGGGUUUUUUUUGAGAAACCUUUGACAUAAAGUGCUGCCAAAUAUCUGGCUAACUUAAGAUAAGUAUAUAUUCCUGAAAGGGAAUAUUUGAAAACGACAAAUUGGAAACGAACUAGGUUGCUGAGUGCAUUAAUCAUCUUCACACAAGAUUUAGUCACUUGCAUGACUAAAUACUUUAUAGGUCUGAGAUGCCAGGGCAGAAGAUUUUCAUAAGCUUUUACUGAGUACUGUAAAAUAAGUGCUUUCUGGAUUCUCAAUGAAAGCAAUUUUGUGUGUGUGCCUGGAGCAGAAAUGUAGUAGUUCUGGGUUUUGUAGCUUUCUCCAUUAUUUUUCUGACAAAAUUGAGAGACAUUGAGGGCACUGUUUUAAAGAAUAUGUCCACUUAUUUGGCUAGUAAGAGCCCCUUGUAGUAAUAAGGUGUGAAAAGAUAGGCUCAUUUGUUUCCAUGAAAAAGUUGGGUUGACAUGAGAGUGUUAAAGGAAAGUUUGCCCUAAGGCAAUCGCCUGCCCCAACAGAAACUGGGUGGGAAAGGAACCUUUAUCUUGGAGAGCAAAAGUUAACUUUUAAAUUUGACCCCUGCUGUUUUUUUAACAACUUUUCCUUUUGGUCCCUGUCAUCCAAGCUUUCUGUCAUCUCAAAGGAUUAUUUUUGUCCUCCUUUGGUAAGAACCUCAGAAAAAUAGAAGGUAUCGCCAUUGGAAGUCUAACAUUGUCAUGUUUGGGAUUUAUGGCUUAAGUAAAACAAUUUCUGGGCUGUUAAAAUUAGAAAUAGACUUCACUGAAUCACAUAUUAGGAUCAGAUCUGUUUGGGGUUAGAAUUCUUUAAAAAUAUGAGGCUUCGUGCUUCCUGACUAGUUAACCUUUUCUGCAGGAGGGGAUCAGAAAAUGGCUCAUUUCUUUGGCCUGUUCUGGUAGUUUCAUAAAUGUUUUCUCUAGCAUGUCAUUGCACCUUUUAAGUCAAAGUCCAGUAUAUCUCACAGGUAGGGUGGGAAAGCGAGAGAACACUGCUUCUAACAGCUGACGUUGAGAAAUAGAUGCAAGAUGUCACAAAAUAUAUAUUUACUUUUCACAGAAGCUGGAAUAAGCCGCCUACUUAUAAAGGAAGCAAAGAUUUAAUUUAGAGAUCACCAGUGUUAGUUAAAAUGAUCUCUAACAUUUGUCACACUGUCCACUUAAUUGGGAAAAGCUUGCUAAUAUAAAUGUCCUUGUGAAAAUACAGCAAAUUUCUAAAUACUACUGAUAGAAUGUGGUAUUUUUUAUUAUGAGAUUUUACUCAGACUACUGGGAAUAAUUGAGUGCAUUUGACUGAACGUGGUGCUAGUUCCAGAAGAUGUAUCUGAUUUAAAAACAAUGGAUUUUGAUGGUUUGAGAAGGCUUUAGGAUUAUCUAGCCAGAGGUUUUUAAACUUGUCUACAUAUCAAAAU
This is a messenger RNA of Ailuropoda melanoleuca (giant panda), 5113 nucleotides long. It is a transcript of the gene RAP2B, whose product is annotated as RAP2B, member of RAS oncogene family. NCBI's taxonomy places the organism in Eukaryota, Metazoa, Chordata, Mammalia, Carnivora, Ursidae. The transcript has a single exon. Gene Ontology annotation, cellular component: membrane. Gene Ontology annotation, molecular function: GTPase activity; GTP binding. The record is from RefSeq and is a predicted model, not a curated record. Bases 466 to 1017 code for a protein of 183 amino acids. Gene Ontology annotation, biological process: Rap protein signal transduction.